AUGGAGUCGCAGUGCGAGUACCUGAUGUACUUCCCCUGCGGCCCGGUGGCCGACUACAGCCGCUACCGGAGCCUCCCCCGCCGCAGCCACCUCUACCUGGGCGAGACCGUCCGCUUCGUGCUGGUGGUGCGCUGCCGAGCGCCGGAGGACGAGGCGGCCGGCCUGGGUUGGCGACGGCUGGCCACCUCCCUGUCGGCGCUGGCCGGCGUCUGCCCGGGCCUGAGGCGAGGCGACAACCCAGGCCCGGCCUCUGGCCUGGGCCCCGCCCGGGAACCGGGGCCCGGACAGGUCGAAGAGGACGAGCCGGAGGAGCGGGGCUUCAGGGAGUGCCGGGCUCUCCUCACGCACAGCGCCGGCCGCUGCCAGGAUGCCGGCUGCAAGAGCCAGACCACAGUGGAGGAACCGAUCAUUUCCAAUGAUGAAGUUAUUUUCCCGCUCUCCGUUGCUCUGGACAAGCUACCGGUUGGAACUAUCAAAGCAAAGAUCGUCGUCACGGUAUGGAAGAGGGAUCAGGAGAAGGCCGAGGUGAGGGAGCACGGCUACCUGACCAUCCUGCAGAACCAGAACCCUUCCAAGAUCUUCAGGGAAGAUCAAAGCACUUUUAAAGCUCAAGUGAGUACAUUACUAACGGUACUACAGCCUCCUACGGUCAAGUGUCGGCAGCUCAACGUGUCGGGGAAGCAGCUAACUGUGAUUAAAGUGCUAAACACCUCCUCUCAAGAGGAGAUCUCCGUCCAGGAUGUGCGGAUCUUGCCAAACUUUAACGCCAGUUACUUGCCCAUGAUGCCUGACGGUUCCGUGUUGCUGGUAGACAAUGUCUGCCACCAGUCGGGGGACGUGUCCGUGGCGUCGUUCUACAGGGUGAGCGGCAGUUCGAGCCACCUCCCGAUAAAGCUCAGCGCCUUGGAGGAACAAGCCUUCCUCUUUCAGCUGCAGAUCAACGAGCGGCCGCACGAAGACGCCAAGGAGGGGCUGGAAGUCCCACUGACGGCAAUUGUUUGUUGGUCCCCUGCUAGCCAGCUUCUCACUAACAAGAUCUACACACAUUACAGGCUGCCGAGCAUCCAGCUCGACCGGCCCAAGUUCGUGAUGAUGGCGUCGUGCGAGUCGCCGGUGUCGAUGUACAAGCGGUUCACGGUCAAGUACACCCUCCUCAACAACCUGCAGGACUUCCUGGCCGUGCGGCUGGUGUGGACCCCGGAGAGUGCUCUUGGCUGCCAGGGAGGGAAGAAGCUGUCAACUGAGGAGCAGCGUGCUGCUGAGGCCACCCUGAGCUCAGUGGUCUGUCACACCCCCCUCAACCAUCUGGGCUACUGCAAGAAAGGCAGCACAGUGACGUACAGCGUGGCCUUCCAGGUCCUUCGUGCCGGCCUCUUUGAGCUGAGCCAGCACAUGAAGCUGAAGCUGCAGUUCACGGCCAGUGUGCCCAGCCAGCCGCCCGAGGCGCGGCCCGUGUCCCGGAAGAGCAGCCCCGGCAGCCCGGCUGUGCGGGACCUGAUGGAACGUCACCAGGCCAGCCUGGGCCGCUCACAGUCCUUCUCCCACCAGCAGCCCUCCCGCAGCAGCCACCUGAUGAGGACAGGGAGCGUGAUGGAACGGCGCGCCAUCACCCCCCCGGUGGGGUCCCCCAUCAGCCGACCUCUCUACCUCCCCUCGGAGAAGACGGUGCUGUCCGUGGACAAGAUCGCCAAGCGGGAGUGCAAGGUGCUGGUGGUGGAGCCGGUGAAGUAGGAGCGACCGACCGACAGGAACCGGAAGCACAGCGAGGGUCGUCUGGGGGGAGCGGGAGAACCCAGUUACACAGGGAAGCGUCGAGCAAAGUCGCGCCAAACCGAUCAGCACAAAAGCAGUUGGUGCUUCUUCAUCCCGGCAAGAUUAGCGGUCUUUUAUUUUGUAUUUUUUUUUUCUUUAUUGCACUGCCUUGAAAACAACAACAUCUUGACGCUUUAAGCUUCAGGCACGCUGUGCUUUUGCAAAGCUGGUUGAAGUAAUUAGUGGUGGGAAGAGGACCACAUACUUGAAUCCAGUAUUACAGUAAUGGUGAACUACUCCGAGGAACGACUGGGUGCAAGUUGUGUCGCCCUUGAUCGUGCUCCCACAGUGUUGGGGAAAAAAUCCUGAUGAGUCGACUUAACCCUGGACCAAUGACGUCAUUGUGAAUUUCUGCCACUUCAAGAAUCUCAUUGCCCUGUCUCUGUCAUGUACUGGUACACAGCCCAGAGUACUGGUACACGGCCCAGUAGCAGUGUCUGUCUGCAGGCUGUCUACCAGACUGAGCAUUCAGUGCCAAAGGAAAGGGAAUCUCGAUCCCAGGCGUCUUGCACACUGUUGGGGCUGUGUGUGGAGAGGCGCAGUGAUGGUGUCACUCGUGGAGCCCAGUGCAGAAUGUCAGCUGUGUAAGUGGCCGCAGAGUUCUGCUGCAGAAGUCAAUUGUUUCUGGGGAGUGGGGUGGAGGGGGCAGUGAUUUAAUUUGAAUCAGAAUCAGGAUAUUAUCACCGGCACAUCGUGAAAUUUGUGUUUUUGCUGCAGCAGUGUGCAGUGUAAGACAUAAAAAUUAUGACGUGACCCCAUCCUCACCCCUCGGAUCAGUCCCCUUGACCCAGUGCUCAGCCAGUCCUGACAGAGUCUGCCUCGAGUUACCCUGCCACCUUUCCACCUACCCUCCCCAGUAGUUUUUACCAGAGAGCCAUUGCCCCACAGCUCCAGAGACCCCAGUUCGAUCCCGACCACCGGCACUGUCUGUGUGUGUGUGUGUGUGUGGAGUUUGCAUGUUCUCCCUGUGACUGCGUGGGCUUCCCUCCCACAUCCCAAUGAUGUGCGGGGUCGGUGGGUUAAUGGGCUGCUGUGAAUUGUCCCCCUAGUGUGUAUUGGGGGGGGGUAGGGAGACAAUAAAAAGGGGUAAAGAUGGGAUCAGUGGGGAAAAUGAGUCCUUAAAGGUGGGCACAGACUUGGUGGGCUGAAGGGCCUGUCUCCUUGCUGUAUCCUCUGUGACUCUGCCCAGCCAGCUGAGAGCCACCUUGGUGUCCAGUGUUUAGCUCUGGAGUGUCUCACACACAGGUCUAAGACCUCACCAAACAAGCAGGGGAAAGUCCUCUCAACCUUGCCCCAACAUUUCACCGCUAACCGUGUCCCCCAUUCACCUUCCUGUUCUGUGUCCCCAAUUCUCCAACCCCCAUGUCACAAAUCUCUGAUUUUUUUAAUAUAUUAUUCAUUCUCCCCCAACUCUCCAACUACCCCCCUCUUUCCUCCAACCCCCCCCCCCCCCCGCCGAUCCUACCCCUCACCCACACUCUCCCCACGAUGGGUGUGCUCGAUCGAGAAGUCCCUUGGCUCACUUGUAGACUGCAACUCAGCAGGAAAACGCUCCCAUUGCGCUUCUGUGGGCUAUUUCUCUCCUCCUCUGCACCCCUGCUGAACUUUACCCCAAACGUUUGAAUGAAUCCAAUUCCCUGCGGAAGGUUCGUUCCCAAUCUGCUUCCUGGCGACAUUCUAGUCCAUAACAGGCUGUUGUUAGAGAGAGAGUGUGCAAAACAGGCCCUUCAGCCCAUCAGAUCUGUGCCAGCCAUUAACCACGCAUUUAUGCACCAAUCCUACCCUAAACUAUUUUCCCCACAUUCCCAUCAACUUCCCUCCCCCCCCCCCAGAUUCUACCCCUCACCCACACAUUAAGGGGGCAAUUUACAGCGGCCGAUUAACCCACUGACCCCACACAUCGUUGGGACAUGGGAAGGAACGGGAGCACCCGGGGGAGGGGAGAACACACUUCCCAUCUGUCGAUAUCGGUGGUACUCGGGCAGAGACUUUGAAAUCAUUCCAAACCCUUCCAAGUGAGGAACUCCCCAGCUGAAAGGUCCCUGACCCACUACCCCCCCCCCCCCCCCCCCCCCCCCCAAAGUAAUAAGGCAGACAGUGAUUCUGUCCGUACAACAGUUGUCCAUGUCUUCAGUCGCUGUUCCUGCUAGCUUGUGUUCAGUGGACUAACUUAACCGGGGUUAGUUACACUAACCUGAUCGACCAAGAAUGCAAACACAGCCCAUUAACCAAACACACCUCACUGAUCAUUUACCCAGCUCCCCAACUACAAGAGCCAACACUGGUCGGUCUGACACUCCUCCGGUUUGAUCUGAGUACCAGGGAUCUCAGUUAGGCUGCACUGUUGAUGUGUAUCCCAGCCUGUCCUGACCCCUGGUCUGUUCACCCAUUCCCCGUCAGCAGCACCCUGUAAGGCGUGCAGGGAGAACUUUGUAAGGAAGAGGAAAAAUAACGUCUUGCUGGAUAUAAGGGGCUGAAACAAAUUCAGGGCGUUGAGGGGGCUCAAUGUCUGUACUUCCCUGUUGCUGCGCGCCCCCCCCCCCCCCCCCCCCCAUGUAACCCACAAAACCCUGUCACUCGACAGAAGCUUGGGAAGAGGGACAGAGGAGGGUCAGUGGAAUCAGGUUCCAGGUUUUAUUCCCCUCCCCGGAGUGGUGCUUGGUGUGGCCUGGACUCCACCUUUCGGGCUGGUGGUACCCCCAGAGCCCCCCCUCCCAAUCAUGCAGUCACUGCAUCCCUUUCACACUUGUAGCCCAUCUCCAGCGGUAUCGGUGAGUCCCUGACUGGUUUAACCCUCGGUGCGGUUGGAGGUUACGAUGGGCAGGGAAAUAUUUUGGAAGGGUCCUUGAAACUCUUAGCAGGAUAGGAGAUUAUAGUUGUACUAUGUAUAUGUUGAGUUAUUGAGUCGUAGAGUCCUUGGAACCACAAGGGUUUUGAUCCAUUUGGUGUGAAGUGGGCCACCAUUAGACGGCUGAGCUGCCCCCUCGAACCACCACAGUCCCUCUGGGGAAGGUGCUCCCACAGUGCUGGUGGGGAGGGAGUUCCAGGGUUUGGACCCAGCGCCCAGUCCUGAUGAAAAGUCACUGACCUACAACAUUAACUCUGUGCGUGUCUCUCUCCCUGGAUGCUGCCUGACCUGCUGAGUAUUUCAAGCCCUUUGCCUUGUUCUGCCAAUGUAUGAGUUACCUGUGCACUGUUUACAGUUGGAACACUUGCUUCAGAGCGAUUUGUUCUUGCUCUGUGUGUUUCCCCAGUUACUACCUGCCCCCUAUGAUAGCAUUAAUACUUUGUGUUCCAAUUACUAAUCUACUCCAGGCCUUGCUGGAAGAAUCACUCCAUUGUUGGGGCCUACAUACUUGAAACCGUACAGUGGAAAGAUCAAAAUACUGCACCCUCUGGGCAGACACAUCAGAAGACUUCACACCAGCCCAAGGGUUAUUUUCUAGUUAACAGUCUGGCAGCUUGUGAUCUAGAGCAACCCGCAAGGGUGUUAGCAAUGUUUUGUGUGGCUCCUGUUGUGUCUGUGUGCGCGUGUGAUGUGUCUCUGUUCUUGGUCGUUGCUGCUGAAGUUUGCUGCUCUUGAGGACCGAGCCACAGUCCAGUCCGGUCUCAUUAAGACCCACCCCAAUCCUUGCUGGCAGACCAAGCUAAGAGUUGGCCAGGGCGUGGUUGGGUGAGAGCCCGCCCUCCCCGCACCCACCUCACACUUUCCACGCUGCUCAAACUCGACCGGAGGCUGGUGUGUUACCAGAGCCCAGGGGUGGAUCCUCGGUUGCCAAUGCACUACCCAGCUUGCGCUUCCAUUGGUCACUGAACUUAUCCCAUCACCCACUCUUGCUUCCAAUGUCAGGGCGCAGCGGGUAGAGCCACUGCUUCACGGCUCCAGGGACCUGGGUUCAAUCCCAACCUCCGGCGGUGUGUGUGGAGUGUGCACGUUCUCCCUGUGGCUUUCCCCCGGGGGCUCCGAUUCCCUCCCACAUCCCAACCACCAGCGGGGUCGGUGGGUUAAUUUACCACUGUAAAUUGCCCCCCUUGUGUGUGGUAGAAUCUGGGGGGAGUUGGUGGGGAGAGUAAAAUAGAAUGGGUGUGAAUGAAAUUGAUGGUCGGCAUGGACUCGAUGGGCCGAAGGGCCUGUUUCCAUGCCGUACCCCUCUGUGGCUCUGACCUCCAGUCUGCAAGUGAAUCCAGAGGGUGAGAGACAGAAUGAUCACUCGUUCACGCAUCUCCACCCCCCCCCUCCCUCCUGCAGCCGGCGACUCCACUGGGUCGGAGACGGCGGGGAGCUGCAGCGUCCUCCUACUGAAGCCCGACUGAGACUGGAGUGGGGUCCCAAAGAAAUGAGUCAAAUAGUCAGAGGUAAUUGGCCACAGUGGUCGAAUCACUGGACCUUGAUCAGUCAGUCAAAUUGCCAAUUUGAUGGCACUUCAGUACUUGAGAUGAUUAAAUGGACUGAUUUUCUUUUUGUGAAUCAUGUUUUAAGUAACAAUGGAUUGUUGUAAAAAAAACACGUCCUGCAGUUGGUGGGGUGAUUGGGAACAUCAAGCCCUGCGAUGUGGCCAUCACAGAAUGCAAGAGCCAGCCUUCCCUGGGAGGUGUGGAGUCCCUCAAUGUUCUUCCCCUCCCCCCUGGUGUGCUUAAUAAACCAGCACCCCCGCCUCUUCUCUCUCUCCCCCCCCACGGGCCAAGAGGAAGACAGUGGUGGAGAGAAAGUUGCCUUCUUCUGGGCCUGGCUGUAGCACCUUUGGUCUGCGCUCUGUAUUGCGUGCUUCAGUCUAACGACUGGAGUGUGUACCUUCAGUUCACGCCUUCAAUCACAACGGGGCUUCGGAAUUACACGGCGCCUCCGAGGUGCAGAUCCUUAUGGGAAAAAUCCUUGAAGGUUAAAUCCUUAGAUGGUUAAACCCCCUCUCCCUCAACCCUUGGCUGUUAAUCUUCCUUCCUUCCUCAAUCCUUGGGUGUUUCCCCCUCCCUUCAGCUAUGUUGGUUAACCCCCCCACCACCUUUCUCCCUGGAUGUUAACACCCCCUCCCCUUCCCUUCAUUGCUGAGUGAAUUUCCUUUGGCCCCAGGUCUUGGGUACCAAGGGGGGCCCGCCAAAGCUGCUGGCUUUGUGACUAGCCCCAAGGGAGUGUUGGGUGUUCAAGGGUGGGCUGAGAUAUUGUUCUGGUGAAGUGGGUCAGGAGAAAGGGUGGGGCUCAGAGCUAGCGCUGCAAUGAUGACCUUCAACGCCGCUCCAUUGCAAAUCUCCAGCGGCGGCACGCACAGUAUUUAUCCUGCCGUCCUUGGCUGGAAUCUCCCUGGAUCUGGUCGGCCCAAGUUGGCAGCCAGGCACCGGAGAGAACCCAUCGCUGCGAUCCAAGCCAAAAUGAGUUUUGUAAAUGAAAGAAUCCUCAGCUGGUCAGCUAAGGAGCUUGUAAUAAAUUCCUGUUCAAACAUUGUGGAGAGUGAUUCCAAUGCAGACAGGAACACAACACUUGUAAGGGCUGAGAUCAGGGGAAAAGCAGCCUUUUUUGUUAAAAGUUUUUUUUAAAUGAUCAGUUUCAACAGAAUGCACUUUAUUUAAAUGUAAUUUAUUUACUUUGUCAUAUUGAUUUAACAAUCAGGAAACUGGAAUGUGUGUGUUUCAAUGUGUGUUUUAUUUCAAACCUGUGUGUUAUCCUAGACAGCAUCAAACUACUGUAACAAUCACUACUACAAAAUUUGUUAAAUUAAAGGCUUGGUUUCAGAGGGUAGGGCAGCAAUUGUCCAGGUUACUGCACCUUCAUGGGCAUGGUACGUUCUGCUGUUAUAAAUAAAUUCCCACUCAGCUGUGGUUUUGCUGUCUGUUUUCAUACACGCACAAUCCGAGUCACGCUCCUAACCUUGUUUCCUGAAGACGGGCUGCGCCUUUUCAUAGAACAUAGCCUGUGGUAUUGGUUUAUUAUUGUCACUUGUACCGAGGUACGGUGAAAAACUUGUCUUGGAUACUGUUUGUACAGAUUAAUUCAUUGCACAGUGCAGAUACAUUGAGGUAGUACAGGUAAGAAUAACAGUGCAGAGUAAAGUGUCACAGCUACAGAGAAAGUGCAGUGCAAUAAGGUGCAAGGUCACAACAAGGUAGAUCGUGAGGUCAGAGCCCAUCUCAUCAUAUAAGGGAACCGUUCAAUAGUCUUAUCACAGUGGGGUAGAAGCUAUCCUUGAGCCUGGUGGUACGUACCCUCAGGCUCUUGCAUCUUCUACCCCAAUGGGAGAGAAGAGAGAAUGUCCUGGAUGGGUGGGGUCUUUGAUUAUGCUGGCUGCUUCACUGAGGCAGCGAGAGGUAAAGACAGAGUCCAAGGAGGGGAGGCUGGUUUCUGUGACAUGCUGGACUGUGUCCACAACUCCCUGCAGUGUCUUGUGAUCCCGGGCAGAGCAGUUGCCGUACCAAGCCGUGAUGCAUCCAGAUCGGAUGCUUUCUAUGGUGCAUCGAUUAAAAAUUGGUGAGUGUCAAAGGGAACAAACCAAAUUUCUUUAGCCUCCUGAGGAAGUAGAGGCGCCACAAGUAAGGUUUUCAUUGCACCUGUGUAUAUGACAAACUAGACUUUGAACAGUACUCUUAGGUACAGGCCCUUUGGCCCAUGAUACUGUGCCAAACUAAUUAAGCUAAUGACACCUAAUCCCUUCUGCCUGCACGUGGUCUAUACCCCUCCAUUCUCUGCAUAUUCAUGUACCUAUCUAAGCGCCUCCAUCGUAUCUGCCUCCACCACCACCCCUGACAGCACAUUCCAGGCACCCAGCGCGCUCUGUGUAAAACAAAAACUUGCCCGGCACAUCUCCUUUGAACUUUCCCCCCCUUGCCUUAAAUGCAUGCCCUCUUUUAGACAUUUGGACCGUGGGGAAAAGAUACCAGCUAUCUAUGCCUCUCAUAAUCUUAUCAGGUCUCCUGUCAGCCUCCAGAGAAAACAACCCAAGUUUGUCCAACCUCUCCUGAAGGCUCAUGCCUUCUAAUCCAGGCAGCGUCCUGGUGAACCUCUUCUGCACCCUCUCCAAAGCCUGCACAUCCUUCCUGUAAUGGGGGUGACUAGAAUUUUCCUCACCUUGUUCCAGAUGAGUGUGUCUCAGCACAUUAAACAUCCCCCGAAGCACUGCAUGUAGAGUGUGCAUUGUACAGCAAGGUCUCUCCCCUCUGCCCCAGCACUCCAGUGGUGUUUGCCCUGGAACCACAGCCCCAGGUGAUCCUGUUUCAUACUGGUCAUAAAUAAGUGGGAGGAAGACUGGCCCUAUUCUGCCAUGAUAUCACUGCCGAUCUUUUACCUCAGCACUGUUUACCUACACUAACUGUUAUUACAAUGUUAAAAUCUACUGAUUUCUGCCUUGAAUGUACUCAGUGGCAAAACCCCCAGAGAUCGAGAAAGCCUCUGCCCUCCAGGUGAGGAAAUUUCUCCUCACCAGCUAUAGAAAAGAUGCCGUUAAUCUGGAAAGAGAGCGGGAAAGAUUGACGAGGCUGUUGGCAGGACUCGAGGGACUGAGAUACAGGGAGAGGUUGGACAGGCUAGGACUUGAUUCCUUGGAGUGUAGGAGACUCUGAUGAACUAACCGUGUAUAAAAGCACGAGGGGCAUAGACAGGGUGAAUGCACUCAAGUCUUUUCCCCAGGGUUGGGGAAUCAAGAGCUAGAGGGCAUAGGUUUAAGGUGAGAAGGGAGAGAUUUAAUAGGUACCUGAGGGGCAACCUUUCAAUGCAGCGGGUGGUGGGUACAUUGAACGAAGCAGUAGAGGCAGGGACAUUAACAAUGUUUAAAACGACAUUUGGAUAGGAAAGGUUUUGCGGGAUAUGGGGCAAAUGGGACCAGCUUAGAUGGGAAUCUUGGUUGGCAUGGACUGUUUCCCUGCUGUAUGACUCUCUGCCCUGAACUGUCAACCAUUCUGAGCCCCUGACCCCCUGGGGAAAAACAUCCCUGCAUCUAAAUUGUGACAGAUAUUAAAUACCGAAGGGGAUUCUGUGAGAUCGUCUCAUCAUUCCAAGCUCGAAGCAGACUGGGCCUGUGCUCCAGAACUUGUCCUCGGGUAGCCCACCAUUCCCAGAGUGAAGCUUGGUUGCAUUCCUCCUGUUGAGGCUAUCCUAAGGUGGCGAGACCAAGCCUGGCCAUGGUCUUACUAGGGUUCCACGUAAUUGAGUAGGUCGUCUCCUGCGCUCAAAUCUUCUGCAUUGAAGACCAACGUACCAUUCACCUUCCCAAAUGCUUGCUGGACCUGUACGUUAACCUUCAUUGAUUUCUCCCUCUUGUCACCAUUCAAUACUAAAAAAAUACGCCACCCUCCUUUUUGUUUUGGAGUGGAUGUCCUCUCAUUUUUCUGCACUAUAUUCCAUCUUGCCAUGCUGCCUCAAGGUGGCAUCCAUCACUAAGGACCCUCACCACCCAGGACAUGCCCACUUUUCGUUACUACCAUCGGGGAGGAUAUCUAAGAUAUUUAU
This is a messenger RNA of Pristis pectinata (smalltooth sawfish), 10243 nucleotides long. RefSeq names its product trafficking protein particle complex subunit 14 (gene trappc14). Gene Ontology annotation, biological process: cilium assembly. Gene Ontology annotation, molecular function: alpha-tubulin binding. The record is from RefSeq and is a predicted model, not a curated record. Lineage: Eukaryota; Metazoa; Chordata; Chondrichthyes; Rhinopristiformes; Pristidae. Bases 1 to 1731 code for a protein of 576 amino acids. Gene Ontology annotation, cellular component: TRAPPII protein complex. The transcript has 11 exons.